UCAAGAAAUAAGGAACUAAUUCAGUUGGGCGCACAGUCUUUAGCGUUGAUCCGUCGGGUGAAGAACAAAGCAGAGCAUCAAAAACUAAAUAAAUAAACAUGGAUGUGAUUGAUGAUGAUCUUACACCUGAGCAGAUUGCCGUGCUGCAGAAGGCCUUCAACAGCUUCGAUCAUCAAAAGACUGGCAGCAUACCCACCGAAAUGGUUGCCGAUAUCCUGCGUCUCAUGGGCCAGCCCUUCGACAAGAAGAUUCUCGAGGAGCUGAUCGAUGAGGUCGAUGAGGACAAAUCGGGCCGCCUGGAAUUCGAGGAAUUCGUGCAGCUGGCAGCCAAAUUCAUUGUGGAGGAGGAUGACGAGGCCAUGCAGAAGGAGCUCCGUGAGGCCUUCCGUUUGUACGAUAAGCAAGGCAAUGGCUAUAUUCCCACCUCCUGCCUGCGCGAGAUUCUGCGCGAGCUGGACGAUCAGCUGACAGAUGAGGAAUUGGACAUUAUGAUUGAGGAAAUCGAUUCUGAUGGCUCCGGCACCGUGGACUUUGAUGAAUUCAUGGAAAUGAUGACGGGCGAGUAAGCCAAACAGCUUUGCGCGCUAGCAACAAAUCAACAUUUCUACAUUUUUACCUAACCGAAUGCACAAGAGUCUAAAAUAAAAUACAUUCAUACACACACACACACA
Molecule: messenger RNA, 671 nt
Organism: Drosophila navojoa
Lineage: Eukaryota; Metazoa; Arthropoda; Insecta; Diptera; Drosophilidae
Gene: TpnC47D
Product: Troponin C at 47D
Cellular component (GO): myosin II complex
Molecular function (GO): calcium ion binding
Source: RefSeq, a predicted model, not a curated record